Molecule: messenger RNA, 3739 nt
Organism: Cheilinus undulatus (humphead wrasse)
Lineage: Eukaryota; Metazoa; Chordata; Actinopteri; Labriformes; Labridae
Gene: acss3
Product: acyl-CoA synthetase short chain family member 3
Exons: 16
Coding region: 167-2260 (697 amino acids)
Source: RefSeq, a predicted model, not a curated record
UGUAAGGAUUGCCGGCUUGAAGUCCCCCUUAGUUGGCUCCACUACUGAUGACGUCGCUCAAAGUUGUGUAGUAGUUACGUGUCUCACCUGCAGGAUAACACCGGAAGAAGGAGCAACGUGUGAAAGUUUCUGCACUCUAGAAACUUCUGCAGUAGCUCCUGCAGCGAUGCACUCCCAAAUCAAACAAAUCCUCCGCCUGAACCCCUGCUCCUCUCUUCAGAACAGGAGGGCACUCGGGAGGAAACUGUGGACUGUCUCAGCUGCACAACAACAAGGCUUACGAGCAGCAGGAUCACAUUCAUGUGCAGAUUUGAAGAAGUAUUUCGCCCUGCAGUGUUGUAGGAACUAUGCAUCCGACUCAGCGUAUAACAGAGCCUUCGCCUCAGCGAGGGACAACCCCGAGACUUUCUGGAGUGAGAUGGGACAGGAUAUUAACUGGUUUGAACCAUGGAGUAAAACUUUGCAUGUUGAGGAUCCAGUCUUUCCAAACUGGUUUGUUGGAGGUAAGCUGAACAUGUGCUACAACACUGUGGAUCGACAUGUAGAGAGCGGCCGUGGUGAGCAACCUGCCGUCAUUUAUGACAGCCCAGUGACUGGAACAAAGCAAAUCAUCACUUUCAGAGAACUACAGGACCAGGUGUCCAGGCUAGCAGGAGUCUUAGUGAAGAACGGAGUGCAGAAAGGCGAUCUGGUUGUCAUCUAUAUGCCAAUGGUGCCACAGGCCAUGUUCACCAUGCUGGCCUGUGCACGGAUCGGUGCCACACACAGCCUCAUCUUUGGCGGCUUUGCCUCCAAAGAGCUCUCUGUCCGCAUCAAUCAUGCCAAGCCCAAGCUGAUGGUUACAGCCUCGUUUGGCAUCGAGCCAGGCAGAAAAGUGGAGUACAUCCCUCUGGUGGAGAAGGCCUUGGAGCUGAGCUCUCACAGGCCCUCAAAAGUCCUCAUCUACAACAGGCCUAACAUGGAGAAAGUAUCCUUGAGUCCAGGUUUAAGUCUUGACUGGGAUGAAGAAAUGGCAACAGCUCAACCUCACGACUGUGUCCCUGUUCCCUCCAACCACCCUCUCUAUGUCCUCUACACAUCUGGAACCACUGGAACGCCAAAGGGUGUUGUGCGAGACACUGCGGGCUACGCCGUGAUGCUGAAAUGGACCAUGUCAAAUAUUUAUGGACUCAGCCCUGGAGAUGUUUGGUGGGCAGCGUCAGACCUUGGCUGGGUGGUCGGCCAUUCUUACAUCUGCUACGGUCCUCUACUUCAUGGUAACAGCACGAUUCUCUAUGAGGGUAAGCCUGUUGGGACUCCAGAUGCUGGGGCCUUCUUCCGUGUCAUGUCUGAGAAUGGUGCCUCAUCCAUGUUUACAGCGCCAACUGCCAUCCGAGCCAUCCGCCAGCAGGACCCUCACGCUGCGAUCGGGAAAAAAUACCCUCUGUCCAGGUUGCGCUCAAUGUUCCUGGCAGGUGAGCGGUGUGAUGUGGAGACUUUGGAGUGGGCAAAGAAGAGCUUUGGGGUUCCUGUCCUGGAUCAUUGGUGGCAAACUGAAACCGGCUCAGCCAUCACCUCCUCAUGCAUCGGUCUGGGAAACUCUCUUACGCCACCUGCUGGUCAGGCUGGAAAACCUGUUCCAGGAUACAAUGUCACCGUGAUUGAUGAUGACAUGCAGGAGGUGAAGCCAAGAACCCUGGGAAAUAUUGUUGUCAGGCUGCCUCUCCCACCUGGUGCAGCGCUGUCACUGUGGCAGAACCACAAACUGUUCAAAGAGCUCUACUUCGCCAAGUUUCCUGGUUACUAUGACACCAUGGAUGCAGGUUUUGUGGAUGAAGAGGGUUUCCUUUACAUCAUGUCGCGGUCUGAUGAUGUCAUCAAUGUGGCCGGACACAGGCUGUCUGCUGGAGCACUGGAGGAGUCGGUGCUGCUGCACCCUGCGGUGGGGGACUGUGCUGUUGUGGGUUUUGAGGACGAUCUAAAGGGUGUCGUCCCCUUGGCUUUGUGCGUACUCAAGAAAGAUGUGCAGAAAAAGGAAGAGGAGAUCAUAAACGAGAUGGUGAAGCUUGUCAGAGACACCAUCGGGCCCGUAGCUGCCUUUAGGAAAGUACUUUUCGUGCGAGGAUUGCCAAAGACGCGCUCCGGAAAGAUCCCUCGCUCAUCUUUAGCCAACCUGGUUAAUGGAAAGCCUUACAAGAUCACUCCAACCAUCGAGGACCCAGAGGUGUUCAAAGACAUCGAGAAGCAGGUACAAAAAGCUCUGAGACCCCAAAGAGCCUGAAGCCACCUGCUGGAUAAACUGUGGCAUCAGAAGCAGCUUUUUUCAGCAGAGAGAUCUGCAAAUAUGAACUCAAAGAAGACAAGGACUCUUUUACAUCUGUUUUUAUGAACUGCGGCAUUAUACAGGGGCAAUAUUUGAUUUAGAUGGUGAAAUUAAUCCUCUGGUAUCACUUCAAUAUGCUAACAUUAUGUUCUGUAAUCCAAGGCUGUGAUUUAGUUUAGUUUCUGUUUGAGGAAGAGGACAUUUUGUCCUUAAUGGCCUGAACAUGUAGUAAAGUUGUACACAACUUAUUAUAGGCCUGUUUAUCCAUCCAUGGAUUGAUCCCUUUAUUGAUUGAUAAAUCCAUCCAGCCAAAAUCUGGGGCUGAGCCAUGGUGACACAAGGCUAAGUAAGUUGACGUGGACAUUCCCUAACCCAGCAACAUUUUUAACUUCUUCUGAGGGAUUCUUCGAUGCACCUAGGCCUGAUGGGAUGUUUAAUUUGUCCAGCAAGUUCCGGGCCUAACUUGACUUAAAUGUGGCCAAAAAUAAAAAAGGCAUUUUAUUUUGGAUGCAAGAUAUUAUCAGCAUCAUAUUGAUAAGGGCAGAUAUUAAAAUUUCUGCCGAUAUUUACAUCCGAUAUUUUGGCUGUGAAUAUCAGCAUAUAUGGACUGUAGAUUUUGGCCAUAUAUGCUAUGAAAUUAGUUGAGUUUAAGGCUAGAAAAACAGACUUAUGUAAGUCAAGAUAUUUUUCUUUAUCUGUCCUGAUUCUCGAAACUUCAAAUUAUAUUUUAAGGACUUAAGUUUUCUUUGAUCUUCCUCAAACCUUACAGUGUCUUAGAAAGGACUGAAGUUUAACGUCUGAAAAACAUAUUUAAAUAUCAGUAUCGAUAUCACUAUUGGCUUGAAUAAUCUGCAAAUAUUCACGUAUCGGAUACUGGCAAAAAUCCAAUAUCGUGCAUCCCUAGUUUUGAUCUAAGAGCCUAGACUAUAUUCAAUAUAUCUGCCAGAAUAAUAGCUGACGUAACCCUAUCUUACUACCAUAAUUUGCCUGUCCAUCUGUCUGUAUUGAUAUGCAGGCCACACUGUUGCUCCAAUUGUACUUGAUAUCUCUGAGGAGACUUCCUGGGUGAACUGGUUCGAAACUAGUGCCAUGAAAUAAUCAUAAAUAUCUAAACAUUUUCCAUAAAAUCCCAAAAUGUUGCACCAAGUCAUCAUUCAGGGACUUUUGCUGUGUUCCAUUUAUGUUGGAAGUCAAAUGUUGAAGCUAAGAACAUUUGCUUUGAGCUUGUUUGAGAAAUUGAAAUCAGUAUUUCAAAAUUUAUCAAGAAAUUACCUUUUUACAGGCAAUCAUGUCAUUUGUAGUAACACAGCCAAAUUUGGACGAAAGCAACCCUAAUGAUACCAGAGGGUUAUCAGACAGUUUCGAUGUUAAACAAUGUGAAACAGAACUUUUCUGCAGGAUUUGCACUCAGAAUAAAUGAAGAGAUCUGCUCACUGA